AUAUUAACGCAAGAGUUCAGUACGCUCUUGUCACCGCGGAUCAAGCACGUUGUUUUGAUAAGAUAUCAGUAUACGUUGAUAUAAUUAUUAGAAGUCAGAAAAUGGUUCAAGAGAAACUUGUGUUUGUUGGUUUACUAGCCUCCUCAAAAUCUCUAAAAGAUCUAUCAAUAUUUACUGGAUUCUUGGCUGUCGAACAUGGAAAGAUUACCCGGCAAGGAUCCAUUGCUGAAUUUGAAGCCAUGAAUAAUGCGGGAACAUUUUCUGACUACAACAUAAUUAAAUUGAAGAAUGACCAGUUCCUCAUACCGGGUUUUGUAGAUUGUCACACACAUGCCCCACAAUUCCCCAAUAUAGGUCUCGGAUUAGAUCGUGCACUGUUAGAAUGGCUAUCAAAGUACACAUUCCCUUUAGAGAAACGCUACAGCAAUUUGGAGUUCGCAGCAAAAGUUUACGACACUGUGGUUCAAAGACUUUUAACGAACGGUACCACAACGGCCUGUUAUUUCGGAUCACUGCACUUGGAGGGCACUCUGGAAUUAGUAAAAACUGCUAUAAAGCGCAACCAGAGGGCACUGAUAGGCAAAGUAAGCAUGAAUGUCAAAAAUGAUACCGGAUAUUACAAUAAUACUGAGAAAGAAAUAGAAGAAGUUGAAAAAUUCAUCCAAGAAGUAUUCAAAUAUAAGAACGAGUUGGUGCAACCCGUUGUAACUCCAAGAUUCGCAGUCAGCUGUGAUAAAGAAUUAUUAACAGCAUUAGCAAAUAUAUCACAGAAAUAUCAGUGCAGAAUUCAGAGUCACCUAUCAGAAAACCGCGACGAAGUGGACUACGUUUUAAAAAUGAAUUCGGAUUGUAAAACAUAUUCAGGUGUUUAUAACAAGUGUCAAAUUCUAAAUGAAAGAUGCAUCAUGGCCCAUGCAAUACAUCUGUCUGAUGAAGAAAUACGGUUAUUAGCUCAUAAGGGUGUGUCAAUAGCGCACUGUCCAGCUUCUAAUACCCGACUCAAAUCUGGACUCUGUCCAGUAAGAAAAUACUUAGAUAACAACCUUACAGUCGGACUGGGAACAGAUGUAUCGGGCGGCGAUAAUGCAUCAAUAAUAGAUGCAAUGCGGAGAGCAAUGGAUGUGUCGACCCAUUUAGAGCUAAACGGGAACAACGAUUACAGCAUCAGUUGGAAGGAGGCCUUCUAUUUGGCGACUAUGGGGGGAGCUAGAGCAUUGAAAUUAGACGACAAAAUUGGCAAUUUUGACGUCGGCAAAGAAUUCGACGCCCUUCUAAUUGAUGUGUACGUAAAUGGGAGCCAGAUAGACGAGUACGAGUCGACGGAGAGUGCAGCAGAGCACGCAGUAUCUUUGUUGCAGAGAUUUGUAUAUUUAGGUGAUGACAGAAACAUAGUGCAAGUCUAUGUGAGAGGAAAGAAGGUCAAAGACUUAUUAAAUUGAUAAAAAUUAAAUAAAAAUUAUAACAACUGAAGAUAGGAAUCAACGCUAUGAAUGAAUGAAACAACAAUUUCAAAUAUCUUUUUUAUUUUCGUGUAAUUCUUUAUAAUUUGUAUAGAAAAUGUGCAAAUAUAAUGUGACAAUAAAAACUCAAGCAAAUACCGUAGUAAUAAUACUUAAAGGAAUUAUAUUUAUCAAUUCCGACAUGAAUAAUUAUAAAAGAAAGUAAUUAAUAUGAAAAAUCUUAUUGAUAUUAAACAAGUAUUGUUCUAAAGAUGGGCCAAGUCCCAUCUUAAAAUUUAUAUUGUACAAAUUCAGUUCAACUAUACAAAAUACUAUAGAAAUUAAGUCAGUGACAAUUUUGUUAAAGCUCUGAGAUCUAUAUUAAUAAAAAUUUUAUGACAGAAAAUAAUACUUAAAAUGCAUCUGGUAUCGUUAAAUACUUAAGUCGGUGGAAUGAUAAGUAGUGAUAUAUUCGAGUUUUAGUAAUAAAUUAUAAUAACAUAUGAACAGUCUUAUAAAAUUAAAAUUAUACUAUCUAAACAUUAGAACAACUUAUAUUUUAUUGUACAAAAACUCGUAUUUAGUUAAUAAUAAACUUCAAAACGUUAAUUUGUUUAAAAAAAAUAGGACGCACUUGAAUAAAGACAAGACUAUAUGUAUAUAGCUAGUAAUGUUUAACUACAUUUACUUUACAAACAUUUUGUUCUCCGUUAUCGGUACACGAAUAUAGAACUGGUUCGAUCCAUUAUGACAAUUAUCAUAGUGAAAUAGCAAAUGGCCUGAUUUCUGAAAAUUGCUACAGUUUAACAACUAGGUACAUUCGUUUAAUACCCUAUUUCUAAUCGAUGAACACAGGAGCUUGGACGUAUACAUCCAAGAAAUGCAAGCCAGGUAUCAUUAUACACCAAUACAAUAUUAAUAAUACAUUAAAAAUAUUACACUUUAUAAUCAAACUACUGGGAAUAGUCCGAAUGUGUCAUUUAAAACUUUAAAUUUGAGACCUUCGAUAAUAUAUUCUAACAUCUUUUUUUUUUUAAUCUUUCGUUUACAUUUUCUCAAUCGUUGAUUUUUCUUUGUCUCUUAGCAUACAGAUGAUCUUAGCAAGUCACAAAGAAACCGUUUUAAGAGGUCGCCUUCACUAAGAAUUGUCUAUCAAAUAUUGUGGUUAUUGCUUGCCGAAAAGAAUAUGUAUUACAUGAAAAUCUAAUUUGCAAAAAAUAUACUCGUAUUACCGUAAUUAAACGGGUAUUUAUUGAACUUACUUGUAAUGUGUUUGUCAUUUCUGACAGUUAGGUUAGUUACCUAUUUCUAUUUCAUCCCGAUGUCUUCUUCAAAGUGAAUACGGUAUUUACGCGCAUCCCAAUAUUUACUAAAAAGAAUUGACAAGUUAACCUUACAAUUUUUAGCAAGGACGACCUCUUUAUAGAAAAUUUGUUUUUAUCCUCUUUAAUAGAGGAACAAACACUCACUCUAUCCUACGAACCGAGUCUGGAUCGGCUUAAAUGUUACACAAUCUCAAUAGUCCACAUUAAUCAAUUAAAUACAAUGCAAUCAAAAUAAGAAUGACUACUUAUAUCGAGGCAACAAUAUAAAUCGUUGAUUUCUAAUGCUAAAGAUUUUUCGCAAACAGUACUUUUAAAGUGACAGUUACAAAAAGCAACGCACGAAAUUAUUUGCGAAUACAGUCUAACAAAGAAAUAAUU
Molecule: messenger RNA, 3142 nt
Organism: Galleria mellonella (greater wax moth)
Lineage: Eukaryota; Metazoa; Arthropoda; Insecta; Lepidoptera; Pyralidae
Product: guanine deaminase
Exons: 8
Coding region: 102-1439 (445 amino acids)
Biological process (GO): guanine catabolic process
Cellular component (GO): cytosol
Molecular function (GO): guanine deaminase activity; zinc ion binding
Source: RefSeq, a predicted model, not a curated record